Messenger RNA from Gordionus sp. m RMFG-2023, 590 nucleotides. Its product is annotated as transmembrane protein 256 homolog. Bases 41 to 508 code for a protein of 155 amino acids. The transcript is spliced from 4 exons. Gene Ontology annotation, cellular component: membrane. NCBI's taxonomy places the organism in Eukaryota, Metazoa, Nematomorpha, Gordioida, Chordodea, Parachordodidae. The record is from RefSeq and is a predicted model, not a curated record.
UAAAAAUGAGAAAUUUCCCUUGUGGUAUAAAAUUAAAAAUAUGAAUUUUCAAAAUUAUAUCAAGAGUCUCUAUAAUAACCCUUUCCAUUAUCUAAGUCUUGGCUAUUUUGCGAAAUCACCUUCUAAAAUUGUUAUAUCUCCUGCCCAAACACACUAUUUUGGUUCUCCUAGCCAUACCUUUUUGGUUAUAGGGGCUGUAUCAGGAGCUUUGGCACAUGUAUUAGCAGCAUAUGGGGCACAUAAAAUACACAAUGAAGCAAUUAGCGAUGAUUUAAAACAAAUAUAUGAUACUGCAAAUAAGUUUCAUUUCUACAGUUCUUUAUCAUUAAUGAUAGUUCCUUUGUCACGAAAACCUUUAAUAACUGGAACUCUAUUAGUUUUAGGCAUGAUUGGAUUCUCUGGGAGCUGUUAUUAUUACACAUUAACAAAAUCUCAAACUCGGUCUAUGAUAACGCCAAUUGGGGCAAUGCUGACUACACUUGGUUGGCUCUCAUUUGCAUUAUGUUAAAUUUUCUAUUUAAACCCAUUAUAUUUGAUGCUUUACAAUCUGUAUAAUUAAUCAUUCAUGAUAAUUUUAUAAAUUCUACAAA